Messenger RNA from Lolium perenne, 339 nucleotides. NCBI's taxonomy places the organism in Eukaryota, Viridiplantae, Streptophyta, Magnoliopsida, Poales, Poaceae. The record is from RefSeq and is a predicted model, not a curated record.
ACGGGGUACCGCGGCGUCCGCACGCGCCCUAAAGGUACGUAUUACGCGGAGAUACGUGACGGCGGCAAGCGCAUCGGCCUCGGCACCUACGAGACCGCGCACGAGGCCGCGCGCGCGUACGACGCCGUGGCGUGGCGGCUCGGGCGCCCGCGAUCGUCGAUGAAUUUCCAUGACGUGUGGACGCGCCAGCAGGUCGAGGAUCUCGCGCCGCCGCCGUACAUCAUUAGACAGGAGGAACAGCGCCGCCGCCGCGAGACGGAGCGCCGUUUGCGCAUCGCCGAGCGGGACGAGCGCGCGGCGCGCGAGUGGGCGGCCCGCUUCCCCGAGGACGUUGCCGCC